This is a messenger RNA of Arctia plantaginis, 456 nucleotides long. The record is from the annotation of a GenBank genome assembly. NCBI's taxonomy places the organism in Eukaryota, Metazoa, Arthropoda, Insecta, Lepidoptera, Erebidae.
AUGGGGAACUAUUUCACUGUAAAUAUGGAAGAAAAUUUCAAAAACAACCAGGAAUUUAUACAGACUAUAAAUAAAAUAAAGAUGGAGAGACAAAUUCAGCUACAAUAUCAAAUGCAAGAGCGUCAAGUGGCUAUGGACAUUGCGAAAAGUAGGGACACAUGUCUAUGGCUAACUGCUUUCUCCAUAACUGCUGCAACAGGCUUAUUUACUGGUUUCAGGAGGACUAAAAGACCCUAUCUACUUAUGCCGUUGAUACCUCUCACUUUUGUGACUCUGUAUUAUUGGGACCUGGCAUAUGGAAAUAAAGUACAUAGAAUAAGGAUGGAAGCUGAACACAUCAUGACACAUGAAGCAGAUUCCCUCGAAUGGCCUUGCGGUCUUCCAACACCAUCUUCCAUUGAUCUUGGACGUUUGGAUGUAGAAGACAAGAAGAAAAUACACCCGCCCUUUCUCUAA